AUGCUCUCAACUUUUAAGAAAGUUUUUAAAUUUAAUUCUUCGAAAAGUUCUGAAACCUCUCUUUGUACUAAGUCAUUGCUUUUUGUGAUAAUUGCUAAUGUUUUAGAAGAUGUUUUGUUUUGGAAAAAGACGUGGUUAUCAUUGUUGUUUAUCUUUUAUUUUCAUCUAUUUUUCUUAGUGUGCUUUUUUCGUCAAUUUGAUCUAUUUCAUAUGAUAUGUGGAUUAUCUAUUUUCAUUUUAAUUAUUGACGCCUUGGAAUCAUGGCUAAAGUACAAACAUAGAACAACUUGUCUCAAGCGUUUAGCCCAACAAAGUGACAACAAUAAAUUAUCAUCUAUUUUGAUUCAAACAUACUCAUGGAUGCAGAAUCAAAUGUUUUACUUAUUGGACCUUCGUGGUAAUAAUCCUACCAAAACAUUUUUAAUAUUGGAAAUAGUUUUUGGUACAAUUUUCGUGACUGGCAGAUACAUAAGUGGAUAUACAUUGAUGUACAUUUUCUUUAUGGUACUGAUGACUAUAAAUAAAACUUUGCCUCCUUUGUCGACACUAAUGAAAAAAAUUCGACAACCAGCAGAAUCUGAAUUUGAAUUGGAAGGUCUUUUGCCAGAUGCAACAGCUGCUAAUUUAGAUCUACUAUCUAUUGAAGCUGAAAUUAAACCAAUAUAUGAUGACAAACAGAGCUUAGAUUGUUGGAAACCUGAAGAUUUACCUACAGAUGAUGUAAGUGAUAGUUCAGAUAAUAGUAGCUCUCUAGUAACAAAUUUAUCCAUGGAAAAAUUGCAGACAUUAGGCAACGGUGAAGAAUCAGACUCCAGUGAAGAUGAAUAUAUUCCUCAGGGUGUACAUCCUGAACAAUAUAGGACAUCAAUGGAGGUACAACCUGUUGGUACAUGGAGCAGUUCUGCAUUCAAUGUUAUAUCUUCCUUAGGAAGUGCUGUAGCAAAUACUGUAUACAGUUCCAAUGAAGAGAAGAAAAGAAAAAGAGUAUCAAGUAUUGAUUCAUCUGAUGGUUUUGAAAUUGUAGAUAAAAAUGAAUUUAUGUAA
Pieris macdunnoughi is the source of this 1044-nucleotide messenger RNA. The record is from the annotation of a GenBank genome assembly. Lineage: Eukaryota; Metazoa; Arthropoda; Insecta; Lepidoptera; Pieridae.